Messenger RNA from Perca flavescens (yellow perch), 1344 nucleotides. RefSeq names its product junctional adhesion molecule-like. Gene Ontology annotation, cellular component: external side of plasma membrane. The transcript is spliced from 5 exons. The record is from RefSeq and is a predicted model, not a curated record. The coding region runs from base 23 to 1249 and encodes 408 amino acids. NCBI's taxonomy places the organism in Eukaryota, Metazoa, Chordata, Actinopteri, Perciformes, Percidae. Gene Ontology annotation, molecular function: signaling receptor binding. Gene Ontology annotation, biological process: T cell receptor signaling pathway; regulation of cytokine production.
UGGAUCUACGUUCUCUCAGCUUAUGGCUCCAUUUCUGUUCCUGUUGUUAUUUCUCUCUGGAGCAACUUCUGACCUGAUUGAGGUAACAGUGAACCAUGGAGAUGAUGUCAUUCUGCCAUGUCAGGCUGCUGAUUCCGCCAUCAUAGAUGUAAAGUGGACCAGACCUGACCUGGAGCCAGAUACCGUCCUCUUAUACAGAGAUGGACACUUGAACACAGACGACCAGCAUCCAUCCUAUAAGGACAGGGUGGACCUGGUGGACAGAGAUCUGAAGGACGGAGACGGGUCUUUAAUUCUGAAGAAUGUGAGCAGACACGAUGCUGGAACAUACGAGUGUCGAGUUGCACCAGGUGGUUCAGGACGUACAAAGGGAGACAAUGACUCUGAGCCAAUCAGAAUCAUCCGUCUACAGGUUCCAGACAUGACUGUGAUACUAGUGCCUGGAGAAAAUGUCACUCUGUCAUGUUGGGCUCCUGAUUCCAUCAGACUUGUAAAGUGGAGCAGACCUGACCUGAAGCCAGAUACCGUCCUCUUAUACAGUGAUGGACACUUGAAUACAGACGACCAGCAUCCAUCCUUUAAGAACAGGGUGGAGCUGAGGCACAGAAAUAUGAGGUUAGGAGAUGUGUCUUUAACUCUAAAGAAUGUGAACAUCAUGGACUCUGGAAUAUAUGAGUGUGGAGUUAAAACCGGUGAUUCAACACGUACAAAAGGAGACAUCGACUCUGACCCAAUCAGAACCAUGACAACCAUCCUUCUGCAGGUUCCAGACCUAGACCGGAUUGUGGUAACAGUGGAUCCUGGACAGGAUGCCAUUCUGCCAUGUCAGGCUGCUGGUUCCUCCAUCAUAUUUGUAAAGUGGACCAGACUUGACCUGAAGCCAGAUAACGUCUUAUACAGGUAUGGAUACUCGUAUGAAGACGACCAGGAUCCAUACUUUAAGGACAGGGUGGAGCUGGUGGACAGAGAUCUAAAGGACGGAGACGUGUCUUUAAUUCUGAAGAAUGUGAACAAACACGACGCUGGAACAUACGAGUGUCAAGUUAUAACCGGUGACUCUGCGCCAAUCGCGAUCAUCCAUCUGCUGGUUCGAGGAAACUCCCCUCCUGUAGGCCGAUACGUUGGAUUGGCAGCCGGUGUUCUGGUUCUUGUAGCUGUUGCAGUGGUUGGUGUCCUGAUGUUUAGAAGACGUGAGAACAUGAGAUCAGGACAACCUGCUGCUGAAGCAUCAGCCGAUAACUUCAUCUAACAACUCCCAGAGCUCUUUACACCUGACUGUUUUGUCAUGUGUUGUAUAUACAACAUGAUUAUCAUUACUGCUGUGGGUGUGAGGUCAUGAGCUUA